Molecule: messenger RNA, 1698 nt
Organism: Ochotona curzoniae (black-lipped pika)
Lineage: Eukaryota; Metazoa; Chordata; Mammalia; Lagomorpha; Ochotonidae
Gene: SERPINB9
Product: serpin family B member 9
Exons: 7
Coding region: 195-1325 (376 amino acids)
Biological process (GO): negative regulation of endopeptidase activity
Cellular component (GO): cytoplasm
Molecular function (GO): serine-type endopeptidase inhibitor activity
Source: RefSeq, a predicted model, not a curated record
GAACAGCUCUUAGUCGGCUCCAGCGGGAUUACGCAGCAUUGGUCUGGAGGCGGUCCCUCCGCUCCUUUCCUGAGUGCUUAUAUUAACGCUGGUGGCCAAUUGGAGCACUACCGGCUCACCCACCAGUGCAAACUUCCAGGUCGUUAGACCAGCGGUGGGACCGGCGCUCAAGGACAGAACUGCGACACUGCAGAAUGGACGCCGUUUCUGAAGCCAAUGGCAACUUUGCCUUCCGCCUCUUCAAGGAACUCUGUCAAGACAACCCGGACAACAACGUGUUCAUCUCUCCCAUGAGCAUCUCCUCUGCUCUGGCCAUGGUCCUCCUGGGUGCAAAGGGCAACACCGCAGCCCAGAUGGCGCAGGCACUUUCUUUGAGCACAGGGGAAGACGCGCACCAGGGCUUCCAGUCACUUCUCACCCAUGUCAACAGGCCGGAUGCGCAGUACCUGCUUAGAACUGCCAACAGGCUCUUCGGAGAAAAGACCUGUGAAUUCCUCUCUUCGUUCAAGGACGCCUGUGUUCAGUUCUACCACGCGGAGCUGGAGCAGCUUUCCUUUGCCCAGGCUGCAGAGAAGUCCAGGAAACACAUCAACGCGUGGGUCUCCAAGAAGACAGAAGGUAAAAUUAAUGAGCUGUUGCCAGCCGGUGCCAUUGGUGUUGAAACCAAGCUGGUUCUUGUCAAUGCUAUUUACUUCAAAGGACGGUGGGACAGUUUGUUUUACAAAACUUGCACAAAGGAAAUGCCUUUCAAGAUUAACCAGAAGGAGCAAAGGCCAGUGCAGAUGAUGUAUCAGGAUUCCACGUUGAAAACCUCCUACAUCAAGGAGGUGCAGGCGCAGGUGCUGGAGCUGCCCUACGAGGGGGAGGAGUUGAGCAUGAUUGUUCUACUUCCGGAUAACGGUGUGGAUCUCAGUGUGGUGGAGAAGAAUCUCACUUUUGAGAAGUUCACAGCUUGGACAAAGCCGGAGUGCAUGAGGAGUACUGAAGUGGAAGUGUUGCUUCCGAAGUUUAAACUGCAGGAGGAGUACCACAUGGAGUCGGUGCUUCAGCAGUUGGGAAUGGCAGAUGUCUUCCAGCAGGGCAAGGCCGACCUGUCAGCCAUGUCAGCGGAGACAGACGUGUGCUUGUCUAAGUUUGUGCACAAGAGUUUCAUCGAGCUGAGUGAAGAAGGCACAGAGGCUGCUGCGGCAAGUUCUGCCGUCCUGGCUCUCGAAUGCAUGGAAUAUGGGGGACUCGAGUUUCGUGCUGACCACCCCUUCCUUUUUUUCAUCAGGCACAACAGAACCAACAGCCUUCUGUUCUGUGGCCGGUUCUCAUCUCCAUAAGGGGUGCACGUCCCGUGCCUGAGAGAAUACGCCUCUCUGUGUGUCUCUCUACAUUCUCCUUUACGCUGCAUGCCAGCGGGCCAGCCAAGUGCAGACAUGGGCAGAUUCCACCUAAACAAUCUCAUGGUGCUGCAUACUCAGCACUUCCCAUGUUGGACACUCACUUAACUCCAAUUAAUCAACCACGUCAUAUGGAUUGCCUAUAUUUAGGACAUGGACCAAAUUCCAAAGAACAGCAUGUAAAGUUUUCCCAGGUGGCUCUAAGCGUGUUUCUCACUCAUUGCACAUACAAUUCAUUCUCAUCAAGUUGUGCUUUCUUGGGACUUCACGCUUACUGUAACCUCUCUCAGUAGCAAUAAAUGCUGUUAGAUAU